GUUUCUUUUGAGAUUCAGAUGGAAGGAAGCGUUUGCAAGAAGAGUUCAAGAGGAAAAAAAGAUGACCUUUAUCAUGUUAUUCAUAAGGUACCUUAUGGAGAUAGUCCUUAUGUCAAAGCCAAGCAUGCUCAGUUGGUUGAUAAGGAUCCAGAAGCAGCUAUAGUGCUAUUUUGGAAGGCAAUCAAUGCUGGAGACAAAGUGGACAGUGCCCUAAAGGAUAUGGCUGUUGUGAUGAAACAAUUAGACAGAGCUGAAGAAGCAAUUGAAGCCAUCAAAUCCUUUAGAGGCCUUUGUUCCAAGCAGUCUCAAGAGUCACUUGAUAAUGUAUUGCUUGACCUUUACAAGAAAUGUGGAAGAAUAGAGGAGCAAAUUGAAUUGUUGAAGAGAAAGCUAAAACUUAUUUACCAAGGCGAGGCCUUUAAUGGAAAGACCACAAGGACUGCUCGAUCUCAUGGCAAGAAGUUCCAAGUUUCCAUCAAGCAAGAAACUGCAAGAUUAUUGGGAAACUUGGGCUGGGCCUACAUGCAGAAAGGAAACUACAUGAUGGCCGAGGUCGUGUUCAAGAAAGCCCAAAUGAUAGAUGCUGAUGCUAAUAAGGCUUGCAACUUGGGCUUAUGUCUUAUGAGGCAAUCUCGUUAUGAGGAAGCUUAUUAUGUUCUUGAAGAGGUUGUGCAAGGAAAACUUCCAGGGUGUGAUGAAAUAAAAUCCAGGACAAGAGCUGAGGAAUUGCUUGCAGAGUUGAAUGCUAAUAUGCCUCAACCUGAGUUUAUGGAUGCUUUGGGCCUUGAUGAUGACUUUGUCAAAGGGAUAGAUGAAUUGCUAAAUGCAUGGAGCACAAAUAGACAAAGAAGACUACCCAUCUUUGAGGAAAUCUCUUCCUUUAGAGAUCAAUUAGCAUGUUAA
This is a messenger RNA of Abrus precatorius (Indian licorice), 903 nucleotides long. Its product is annotated as protein SULFUR DEFICIENCY-INDUCED 1-like. Gene Ontology annotation, molecular function: protein binding. Lineage: Eukaryota; Viridiplantae; Streptophyta; Magnoliopsida; Fabales; Fabaceae. The record is from RefSeq and is a predicted model, not a curated record. The coding region runs from base 19 to 903 and encodes 294 amino acids. The transcript has 4 exons.